GUCACCCCGGAAGGCACCACGUCCGGCUUUGGUCCCAACUUUCUGGGGUAAAAGUCCCCGACAUUGUGGUACGACAGAGCCGCGGACGUGGACAUCAUCGAGUCCAUGGCGAGCACUUCCGCUUCUUUUUCUUCUUCUACUGUUUAUUGGCGGUUGGCAAGCAGCUUUAAGGCUUUAAUUGGAUGUUUGGAGUGUUGAAUAAGAUCAUCACCGAGGCCACAGGAAAGAAGAUAGAAAUCAGGAUACCGCCACUUCUAGAGUUCUUCGGGGCGGAUGUCUUACAGGCGCUAGAUAAAAGCCCCUUGCUCAGGAUUUUGGGGACCCACCUGCACCCCGACAACAUCCCCACCUCCUUCUUCACCAAGAGAGUAAAGAUCUUGGUCAUCUUCAGGAACCCCAAGGACACGCUGGUGUCCUUCUAUCACUUCUGCAAAAAUUUCCCCAUCCAACCAUUUCCAUCGUCAUGGGAAUCUUUCUACACCAACUUCAUGUCUGGAGAAGUUCCCUGGGGGUCCUACUUUGAGCACGCUUUGGCCUGGGAGAAGAGGAUGGACGACCCCAAUGUCAUGCUGGUCACCUACGAGGAGCUCAAACAAGACCUUGGCGAGGGACUCCGUCAAAUAUCAUCCUUCUUGGGCUUCAAGCUGACUGAGGAUCAGGUGCAGCAGGUGUCUGAGGGCGUCACCUUCGCCGCCAUGAAGGAGACCGUCCUGGUGCCGCGUGCAAUGAGAGGCAUCAUCUUCAGGCAAGGUGAGGUAGGAGACUGGAGGAACCACUUCACCGCAGAACAGAGCCAGCAGAUGGACCGGGUCUUCAGCAAACACCUGGCGGGAACGCGGCUGGGACGCCGCCUCAAGUAUGAUGUCUACUGUCAGUAGGACGUGAGGGCGUG
Messenger RNA from Doryrhamphus excisus (bluestripe pipefish), 892 nucleotides. Lineage: Eukaryota; Metazoa; Chordata; Actinopteri; Syngnathiformes; Syngnathidae. The record is from RefSeq and is a predicted model, not a curated record.